This is a messenger RNA of Lethenteron reissneri (Far Eastern brook lamprey), 4491 nucleotides long. Its product is annotated as ras-related protein Rab-3C-like. NCBI's taxonomy places the organism in Eukaryota, Metazoa, Chordata, Hyperoartia, Petromyzontiformes, Petromyzontidae. Gene Ontology annotation, molecular function: GTPase activity; GTP binding. The record is from RefSeq and is a predicted model, not a curated record.
UUGGUGGGGGGGGUGGCGAUGUGAUGCGGUGUGCCGUGCGUGCGCUGCGUGAAUCACUCCUGGAGCUCGCUUGAAGCCACCAACACAGCAGCAGCAGUAGCAGCCGCCACCGGCAGCCAAGGCGGAGACAAAGGGGAGCCACCACCACCAUCACUGCGCUCAAGGACAAGCAGAACCCGUGGGUGUACAAUCAUGGCGUCGGCAAGUGAGCGCUACGGACCCAAAGACGCGGCGGACCAGAAUUUCGACUACAUGUUCAAGCUGCUCAUCAUCGGCAACAGCAGCGUGGGGAAGACGUCCUUCCUUUUCCGUUACGCCGACGAGUCGUUCACCUCGGCCUUCGUGAGCACGGUGGGCAUCGACUUCAAAGUGAAGACCGUCUAUCGCAACGAGAAGCGCAUCAAGCUGCAGAUCUGGGACACAGCUGGACAGGAACGGUACCGCACCAUCACCACGGCAUAUUACCGUGGUGCCAUGGGGUUCAUCCUCAUGUACGACAUCACCAAUGAGGACUCCUUCAAUGCCGUCAGUGACUGGUCCACGCAGAUCAAGACUUACUCGUGGGACAACGCCCAGGUCGUGCUCGUGGGGAACAAGUGCGACAUGGAGGACGACCGCAUGGUUCCCACCGAGCAGGGCCGACAGCUCGCAGAGCAGCUGGGGUUCGAGUUUUUCGAGACGAGCGCCAAGGACAACAUCAACGUGAAGCAGACGUUCGAGCGGCUGGUGGACGUGAUCUGCGAGAAGAUGUCCGAGAGUCUGGACGGAGACGGCGCCGCCGCGGGGGCUGGCGCCGCCGGAAGCAAGCAGGGCACGCGCCUCACAGACAGCCUUCCGCAGUCCUCCCAGGCCUGCGGCUGUUGAGAAGCCUCCAGGGGGUGCACAGAGAUAUGCCAGCGGGAAAAUGAGAACGCUAGGGGUUGCCGCGAUAUCACUUUUUCACGAGACGGUAUCAAUUUCAGCGACACGACGACGGUCGUCGCGAUAUCAGUUUCCCGUAACUUUGUAAUUGUACUCGGCGUUGAACCUUGUCUUGCUUUUCUUCUUCGCUGCACUUCCGGCAGGAAUAAAGAGUACGUAAAAGUUAAUUCGUAACCGCCGAGUCGUCAGUUUCUACCGGAAAAUUAUUUUGCAAAGCACUAAUUUCGUUUAGAUUGAUUCCUCCAGUCUAAAUAAAGAUUCUGAUGCUGAAUUGGUAAUAGCUAUUUUAUUUAGAUGAAAUUCAAUUACAGUGCUUGUUAUUUCAUAAAUGUGUGCUUGUCAGGCCAUUAAAUCUUUUUUUUUAAGUCACAUGAGCAACGAUAAUCACGAUAUUUUACAAAACGGACGACGCCCCUCUCGUGGCUCAUGUAUCGUGUACGAUGCAUCGUAGUGUGAGGGUAUGGCGGCAACCCUAAUUAAAAAAAAACACCCCAUCUUGUAACAAUACUGAGAUUCACCUUCCCCUGACUGCUCAGAAUGAUGAUCUGUGUCCCUUCCCCAAACCCUUGCCCUUAUCAUGGUAACUGUGUUUUAAAUGAUUUGGUGGCAAGGGGUGGGUAGAGGGGGGGGGGUGGCUUGUGACUCACAUGCCACCAAAAGAAAUGUCUAAAAUCAUUACUCUAGAGUGAAUUUAUAAUUGUGAGAUUUCGUCACUCGCGUCAGCUGUGCAGUAUUUAUAGCUUUUUAAAUAGCUUGGUAUAAUAGGUGAGAGAUCUGGUGGGCACAGAUUUAAUUGGUGUUUGUAAAGCAUUUCAGCCGAGUUGGAAUGUGUAAAAUUUAUAAUCGUACAAAGUCAAAGAUGUGCUUUUACCAGUUUAAUUAGAACCUCACAUCGGCUUGCUGUCAGGUUAAGCUGAAUCUCAUUUUGGAGUCUAAUGAGACCAGAAAGAUGUUUUCUUACUGGUGUGUGCUGAUGUCUUUUUUUGGCUUGUGAUGUCAGCACAUGUUGCGCGCAAGGCGAUACAUACAUACAUGCAUACCAUUAUAUACAAAAAACAAUGCAUAUGUGCAUAAAGCAUAUCUAACCUCAGUGACUCAGAUACUCCUGCCAUUACAGACUUAACCUCGUAAACUCUUAAUACAACUGCCAAACUCGACCUAAAGUGAUGUGCGUUGCUCAUAUCAGGGAUGGACAAAUUGCAAACUUUGGGGGCCAAUCACGGUUCGUUUUCUUAAGCCAGGAAAUCAACAAAUAUAUAAUAUGACCGUCACCCAGAUUAAUAGUCGAUGCUAGUUCCUGUUCCAUCGCACAGGCGUUAUAGGCUGCUGUGGGGUGAUGUUGCAGUCAGCAGAGGGCAGUGCAGCCAACUCCACUGUUGUGCUCUACUCUGCUCCUACGUAUAUCCUUCCUGCCUUAAUUCGUCCUGACCAGAGCACUGCACUAUGAACCCGGCAACCUAAGUUAAAUUCCCAGUACCGAGUGGUAUCUGAACCGAUCUUGCCCCCCCUCCCACCUCUUCACCAAUAUGUACUGACCUGCAUGGGAGAUAUGUGACCAUACUUUACCACGACCCGAUCACAUGGUGGCGUGGGGAGGCCCUUAUCCAGCAAUGGAUUGAGGAAAGGUGUGCACGUGAUCGUCCACGUGCAAAGAUGGGACUGCUUUGUCCAUGAGAUGUGGGGUUGAGCCACUCCCCGUGUAAUAGACUCAAGCAGUAAUUCGCAGCAGUGCAAGGCUUCCAGGCAUGACAUCCAGAUGGCCGUAUUUAAUAUGGAAUUAUCGAACGGCUGGCUUUCCCAAAGUUUGAUUGUGCCAGGAACAGCCGAUUGAAUUGAGCUGAAAACAGCACUCUUAGUUCCUUGCAAUUGCCUCAAUUGGCAACACCUGUCAUGUCCAACGUAGAAAAAAACGCACGCUGGAUCACUUUGUCUGGAUUUUUACGACUGGCUCCGAGUUUAAUGAUCCCAGAAGAAAGUAAAUAUAUAUAUAUACACAGACCACCACAUGUGGCUCACUGGCAAAGGUGACGUGUUUUGUGCAGACCAGAUUCGUGUUAGUAUUUCGCUCGGACCCACUGUUAGCAGGUAUUAUAACCUCUUGGCUUGGUUAAACCCUGAAACUGAACUGUUCAGGGUGGAAAGAGAACGCUCGGAGGCAAAUUUACUUGUGGUUGUAUUCGCUGCCCACUCGCUAGUCCACUGAUUAACUGGUCGGUGAUGUAACGAUGGUAUCGAUUAAAUGAGUCCAUGUGCCCCGACCAGUUAUUUCACUGCCUUGUAAUGGUUAUUCGUCGCGGUCAUUCCUUUCCACGAACACGCAAAAGGUCACCCGGUUCAAAACCGGGUUUGAAAUACUAUAUGAUGUUUCACUUGGUGGUACUUUAGUGGUUUCAAUGUCUUGAUGUGGCCAAUAAUAGUUAAUCGAUAUGAUAACCACUUGAAAUUACUGGGUGAACAAAUAACCCACUCCUUUGAGUCAUAUUAAAGAAUUGGCACUACUAAAGUUUUCCUGCCAUGAGUGGUACCGAUAUCAGCUCUGGCCCUUGGACGAAAAUAGAGUCUUAUGCUCACAAUUCGGGGUUGCAACCUCUGAGGUACAAAACACCAGGACAACCAUGGGAAGAGGACGAUCUCGCAAUACCACAAGGGGGAUUGCUCCAUGCAAAUGCAUUGUCUGGAGAGGUGGAUCAUUACACAACUGACAAAUGCGUGGGAUUUAAAUGGCCUGGGAAGACUUACAGAUUUCCCAAGAUCGCUACCUCGAUGAGAAUACGAUCCUCGAAAAAUCAGGACGGGCGGCAACCCGACCCACGAUAUACCCAUCGGACUGUAAAAAAGAAUGUACAAUUUAUGGACGUGAUAUGCAAACGAUAUGCUAAUGUUACAUCGAGGACAAAAGGUAACUUAUGAAUGAGAUCAUGAAAUGUGAAACAAUACAAUAGAGAUGUCAAAAAGGAGAAAAUAAUAAUCGGUCCUUAAAUCGAACUGCGAUGAUGAAUAAUAAUGACAAUUCAUCGAAUCGCAGAGAGUUGCAUUGUUACCUGCUUGCUAAUUAGUGUCCUGAACGGUUGCCAGAGAGAUGGGUUAUGUAGGAGGCAAUAUCACAUGAAGCUUAUAAAGUGCAUUCUCAGAAAACAGUGUCAUUGAGCAUAUAUGUUUGAAUAUACAGAAAGCAAAAUAUUGUAAUUAAGACAUAUAUUGAAUUUCAGAAAACGAGUAAUGUUAUAAGUACGUUAGAAGUUAUAAAAGAGCCAAAUGCAGUAUCGGUGAAAAGUCUGCUUAUUUAUUUAAAAGUAUAAAACAAUUACAACGGUUUUAUGUUUUGUUUGCCUACUGAUUGUAAAAAAAAACAGUAAUAAUAUUUAGACAUUAGUAUAUGUGUGUAUGUAUGUUUAUUAAAAAUGAGCCAAAUGUAUUGUAUUUUUACUGUGACCUAGCAUUGGUCUUUAUUUGCCUUAAUGUUUUGGUGUCGUCGUAUUAGGCAUGUUCGGCGUUCAAGUUCAACGUGUACCGCAGCUUACUUUUACUGAUCAGUUAUUCCGUGUGGACCCCCCCCCCCACGCCCCCCUU